Molecule: messenger RNA, 2304 nt
Organism: Talaromyces stipitatus ATCC 10500
Lineage: Eukaryota; Fungi; Ascomycota; Eurotiomycetes; Eurotiales; Trichocomaceae
Exons: 8
Coding region: 1-2304 (767 amino acids)
Source: RefSeq, a predicted model, not a curated record
AUGGUUAUCAAACACAUUUCGGAGCCGGUCUCUGAAAGAGGUACACCAUCACCAGUAAGCUUCAACACGACUGGUGUAGUAUCCUAUCCUGUAUCCCGUUCCACAAAUCAAUAUACGCCAUCAACCUUGCGUUACCGAGAUCCCGAUUACCCACUACCGUCCAUCGAAAGAGACCCAGCUUCAACGUCAGCUGAAAGUUACAGCAAUAACUCUCUGGCAACUAAUAUACCCUCCGCUUCCUCCUAUGCAGAAGCAUUGCCCGAAGGUUCUGAGUGUGGGAGCUUAGUCCAGCGUUUUCAGAAUUUGAAAAUACCCUCGGGUCUGCAACAGGCAAUAUCAAGCCCUCAGAUCACUGCCUCUCAAAGGGAGCGGUCAGCUGCUUCGCCUUCUCCAUCCAUCCAUAUUACUCCCACAGCAUCGGAUACGAAUUCUCGACAUCCGACAGCUAACGCAGGGGUAGAAGGUCUAGCUGAUGGUAUUAGUGUGGCACAAAUGAGGCACAAUCAUCAACGCGCCCAGUCUGCAGAAUCCAAUAUCUAUCUGAGUCAUGACGACUCUGCGGAUGGUAGUCAAAUUAUAGGCCGCUCAACGGCCUCCCCAUCACGACGCCGUCGAUCCGGUUCUGGGAUCCCGCAACCAACACACAAAGUAGAAGACGAGGAGCCUCCACAAGCAUUAUUCUAUGAGACGCAAUUUCAGGAAGCCUUGACUAACGCGAAAAAUGUUACAGCAAGACUAGCCAGAGUCUUAUCAGAAGUAAAUUCACACCAUGAAAACGAUUCAAGUAUUCAAAGCUUGUGCCAGCACGCAACUAGAUUAAGCACAUUUGAACCGCCUUCGCGCCGCAUUGUCGGACUUGUCGGGGAUUCAGGGGUAGGAAAAAGUAGUCUGAUCAACUCAUUACUCGAUAAAAUCGAGUUUGCGCGAGCGAGCAACAGUGGUGCUGCCUGCACCUGUGUAGUCACAGAGUAUCAUUUUCAUGAUAAAAAUGAUUACUCAAUCGGCAUUGAGUACUUCACUGUGCAAGAGCUCAGAACUCAAUUCGAACAGCUUCUCAGAGUGUAUCGGGAACACAAAUCAAUGACGGUGGCUGAAGCCGGUGAAGAUUUGAGACAAGAAACUGAAGCCCGUGAAGACUUGAGACAAAAAGCCGAGCUCGCAAAAGUGACUUUCCAAGCAAGUUUUAGAAGGAAGUUGGAUGACAUCCCCGAAGUACUUAGUGAUCUUCCUUACGACCAGGCUGUCAACACGAUGAUGGCCUGGGUACCGGAAGUAGCUCCAGAACUGGGCACUCGAGUAGGUGAGACUCGAGAGGCAUUCGAAGAUAUCAAUGAAUGUUCCAAUCGUUUGAGAAUAUUGACUUCUGAGAUGGAGGAAGGAGGCCAAGCAUGUCUCUGGCCGUUUAUUCGCAAAUUGAAGGUGUACAUGAGGGCAUAUAUACUAAGUAGGGGACUUAUACUUGUCGACCUUCCAGGGCUUCGCGAUCUCAACUAUGCACGGAAGAAUAUCACUGAACGAUAUGUCAGACAAUGCGACCAAAUAUUCGCAGUUGCUAAGAUUGGAAGAGCGACAACAGAUGCAGGAGUGCAAGAAGUGUUUGAACUAGCAUGCCGGGCCUCACUACUCAACAUCGGUGUCGUUUGUACACAGACUAAUGAGGCAAAAGAUGAUUGGCCUGCCGAGAGAGCUAGGAUUAGCAGAAUGGAGGAAGAUAUUACCCGCAGAAGGGAAGAGCUCGCGUCUCUCGAGGAAGAUAUCAGUGAUUUCAGUCAACAGCAUCGUCUUUCGACUCAAGACGUACAAAUUUUCCUUGAAAUUCAGCAGGAGCGCGGCAGAGCUGUAUUGAAACGCCAUAUUAUGGCCGUGCGCAACCAGAAGGUCUGUAGCGACUUAAGAGAGCGAUACAGCGCGGAUCCAAACAUGCCAACUUUCUGCGUCAGCAACACCAUGUACUCAGAACAGCGUGAUAAACCAGUUCAGGAAUCUCUUCCCUUUCUAAACCUGAGCGGAAUUCUUGAAUUGCGUCGUUAUUGUAUUGGAAUUGUCGCUGAAAGCCACCUGCAAGCAGCGACCAAGUACAUCAAGCGUGAAAUCCCAGCACUGUUGGGGUCCAUUGAAUUGUGGAUUAAGGCGGGCUCCGCGAAUACCAAUGAGGAAGGGAAAAAAAAGCUUACAGAUGUGGUUUCUCUAGUUCAGAAUGAAUUAGACCGAUUGACUUCUCCAGUGUCUCGAAUCAGUGAUAUUACGGACCAAAUAAUGUCCAAAUUUGAUGACCACUUACGACAUUACAUGCGUGUGUACUAA